AUGCUCUCACAAUUUAACAGUCGAGAACCCAAACUAUCUCCACGAGGUCAUUGCGCUGUUGACUGUAUCGAGUAUCUUGAUGAAGAUGGUAAUCCACAGAUUAUUGAUUGCUAUUUCAAAGAUGGAGCAAACAAAGAAGAAAUUCGAGAACUAUUGUCAGGACAUCCAGCAUUUCAGAACGCCACAAAAUUCGAAACUCUUGCACUCAAAUAUAAAGUUAAUGUUAUAUUUUGUCCAAAGCAUCAUUGUGAACUCAAUGCAAUUGAAAGCCUUUGGUGUAGUCAGAAAGUAUUUGUUCGUUCACCUACCGACCAAACCUUCGAAAAAAUGAUAAAACUAAUAUCUGAAUCUCGUGCAGAUUUUGUCGAAAGGAGUAUUGAACUAAAACUAUUUCGUCGUUUUUGGCAUGCAGUUGAAGCAUAUUCUCAAGGACAAACAUAUGGUGAGGUGUUUAAACUAUUCUUUAGUCAAUUGUGUAGUGCAUCUGUUCAAUCACAUCGACGAAUAUUAAACGAUAUUAUAAACGAUGACUAA
Molecule: messenger RNA, 534 nt
Organism: Adineta ricciae
Lineage: Eukaryota; Metazoa; Rotifera; Eurotatoria; Adinetida; Adinetidae
Source: the annotation of a GenBank genome assembly